GAAGCGACUCAUCAGUAGCAGCUUGCUAAAAAAAAAGUUUAAAGUAUCCAGACACGUCCUGUGGAUGUUAGGCAAUGUGUUUUAAAUACACGUAUAUUUACACCUUAGUACCGCUAAUCGGUUUUAUUUCACAUCCAGUUAGGUACGACGUUGAUUGUCUGAUGCUAACGUUAUAGAUAACGUUAGAUGGCUACGUCCGUUUCGAUAGCACCAGUGGCUGAAGCUAGCUAGUUAACUUUUCACCAACACGCUUUCCAGAAAUGAACAAACGGCUUGUAACAAUUUAUAUAUUAAGUUAAUGGAUUCAUUUUACUUCGGUGAGUAAAGAACCGUUGGUGUCUCCAUAGUGCUGUGCUCUUUCGUCAAACCAGCUAGCUACUAUAGGUAUCUUCGUUGGUAUAUUGACCUAGCUAGUUAACUAACAUUCCCAACAAUGAGCUCACUAAGUUACUCCCCCCUUGUUAAAGAAGAGGAGGUCUGCUGGACGGAGAAAGAGGGUAUGUCGGUGAACAGUGUCGAGGAAGUUAUUACAGUGAAGGAGGAGGAUGAAGAAGAGGGUGCCGUAUUUGGAGAGGAGAAGGAGGCUGCCACAGUGAAAGAAGAGGAGGAAGAAGCUUUCAGAAUGGAAAAGGAGGAAGAGGAGGCUAUCACAUUGAAAGAAGAAGAGGAUGAUAUUACAGUGAAACAGGAAGAUGAACCUUUUGGAGAGGAAGAGCAGGAUAUCUCAGAAGAGGAAGACGUUUUGAGAGUGAAAGAGGAGGAGGUGACUGAAGAUCUGAUUAUCACCAGAGAGAGACCAGACUCUCACUCUGACAGUGGGAAGAGUCCUUCAGAGGAACCAGACCCAGAGACAUCCAAACCAGCAAGACAACACCACUACUGCCACUGUGGAAAGAGUUUUUGGUGGUUAGGGCACUUUAGAGACCAUAAGAGAAUGCACAUAGGGGAGAAGCCUUACCAAUGCUCCCAGUGUGAAAAAAGUUUUACCCACUCAUGGAGCCUGAAAUUGCAUAAUAGAAUACACACAGGAGAGAAGCCUUUCCACUGCUCCCUGUGUGGAAACAGUUUUACACACUUAAGGGUCCUGAAAAUACAUGAAAGAACACACACAGGAGAUAAGCCUCAUCACUGCUCCCAGUGUGGAAAGAGUUUUACGCUGUUAGGGAGCCUGAAACGACAUGAGAGAAUACACUCAGGAGAAAAGCCUCACCACUGCUCUCAGUGUGGAAAGAGUUUCAGCUGGUUAACAAGCCUGAAAAUACAUGAGAAAACACAUACAGGGGAGAAGCCUUUCCACUGCUCCCAGUGUGGAAAGAGAUUUUCCCAGUUAGGGGACCUAAAAGGACAUAAGAGAACGCACACUGGAGAGAAGCCUUACCACUGCUCACAGUGUGGAAAGAGAUUCACCCGGUCAGGAAACCUGCAAAAUCAUGAGCUAACACACUCUGUAUAUAAGCCUUAUCACUGCUCCCAGUGUGAAAAAACGUUUUUUUCAUCAAAUGCCCUAAAACAACAUGAGUUAACACACGCUGAAGAGAAACCUUUCCACUGUUCCCAGUGUGGUAAGAGAUUUUUCUUAUCAGGGCACCUGAAAAGACAUGAGCUAACACACUCGGUGGAGAAGCCUUUCCACUGUUCUCAUUGUGAAAAGAGUUUUAAGAGUUUAUGGAACAUGAAAGUGCAUCAAAAAACACACACAAAGGAGAAGUCUUCCACUGCUCCCACUAUGGGAUGAAAUGUACAUGGUUUCAACAAUUGAAAGAGCAUGAAAUAAUCAACAGCUGAGAGAAGUUAUCAGAGGUCCCAGAGUGGGAAGGGAUAUAGUACAACACAUGGGGUUAGAGAAGUUAUCAGAGUGGGAAGGGAUAUAGUACAACACAUGGGGUUAGAGAAGUUAUCAGAGGUCCCAGAGUGGGAAGGGAUAUAGUACAAAACAUGGUGUUAGAGAAGUUAUCAGUGGUCCUAGAGUGGGAAGGGAUAUAGUACAACACAUGGUGUUAGAGAAGUUAUCAGAGGUCCCAGAGUGGGAAGGGAUAUAGUACAACACAUGGGGUUAGAGAAGUUAUCAGAGGUCCCAGAGUGGGAAGGGAUAUAGUACAACACAUGGGGUUAGAGAAGUUAUCAGGUCCCAGAGUGGGAAGGGAUAUAGUACAACACAUGGGGUUAGAGAAGUUAUCAGUGGUCCCAGAGUGGGAAGGGAUAUAGUACAACACAUGGUGUUAGAGAAGUUAUCAGAGUGGGAAGGGAUAUAGUACAACACAUGGGGUUAGAGAAGUUAUCAGAGGUCCCAGAGUGGGAAGGGAUAUAGUACAACACAUGGGGUUAGAGAAGUUAUCAGAGGUCCCAGAGUGGGAAGGGAUAUAGUACAACACAUGGGGUUAGAGAAGUUAUCAGGUCCCAGAGUGGGAAGGGAUAUAGUACAACA
Messenger RNA from Salvelinus namaycush (lake trout), 2425 nucleotides. RefSeq names its product zinc finger protein 180-like. Gene Ontology annotation, biological process: regulation of transcription by RNA polymerase II. Lineage: Eukaryota; Metazoa; Chordata; Actinopteri; Salmoniformes; Salmonidae. Gene Ontology annotation, molecular function: DNA-binding transcription factor activity, RNA polymerase II-specific; RNA polymerase II cis-regulatory region sequence-specific DNA binding. The transcript is spliced from 2 exons. The coding region runs from base 434 to 1735 and encodes 433 amino acids. The record is from RefSeq and is a predicted model, not a curated record.